AUGAGUCAAGUACGAUUGCUAAAUCCACCCUCAUCACCCUCUUCAAUGUCGAGAGGAAAUCAUCAAGUACAUAAUACAAGUGGAUCGGGCAUUGAUGGCUCUGUUCCACCUUUUGAUGAAGAGGAGUUACAAAUGUUGUAUACAUGGGUGGAUGAAAUACCUCUGAGUCGACCAAAAAAGAAUAUUGCUCGAGAUUUUAGCGAUGGAGUAUUAAUGGCGGAAGUGGUAAAGCAUUUCUUUCCGAAGUUGGUGGAUCUUCAUAAUUAUGUAUCGACUAGUAGUUCAAAGCAAAAAGGAUAUAAUUGGCAAACCUUGGACCAAAAGGUUUUUCAAAAAAUUGGUUUUAUUGUAGAUCCUAGAGAAUUUGACGACAUGGUAAAAUGUAAACCCUUUGCUGCUGAACGAAUGUUAAAGAAUUUUCAAAUCAAAGUUUCACAAAUUCAACAGCGAAAACUGGCUCAACAACAAGGAUCUAGGGCCUCAAACGGACUAGGUACUCACAACCAUUCUGGAGAGAAUACAAACACUCAACAGCCGACAUCAAACUCGAAAACAAGGAGACCCGCUUCUGCCUCAUCGGCUCGUACUCAACGAGCGACACAAAGAGAUUACGGUGAUGAUCAGAUGAUGGAUGCAGUUUCCAAUCAAAAGGCUCUGUUCAACCAGUUCCAAACAAAAUGA
This is a messenger RNA of Naegleria fowleri, 681 nucleotides long. RefSeq lists its product as uncharacterized. Gene Ontology annotation, biological process: regulation of cytoskeleton organization. Gene Ontology annotation, molecular function: microtubule binding. Gene Ontology annotation, cellular component: axoneme. Bases 1 to 681 code for a protein of 226 amino acids. NCBI's taxonomy places the organism in Eukaryota, Heterolobosea, Eutetramitea, Acrasida, Naegleriidae. The record is from RefSeq and is a predicted model, not a curated record. The transcript has 2 exons.